Messenger RNA from Mobula hypostoma (lesser devil ray), 6915 nucleotides. RefSeq names its product kelch-like protein 31. NCBI's taxonomy places the organism in Eukaryota, Metazoa, Chordata, Chondrichthyes, Myliobatiformes, Myliobatidae. Bases 179 to 2098 code for a protein of 639 amino acids. The transcript has 3 exons. Gene Ontology annotation, cellular component: nucleus; cytoplasm. The record is from RefSeq and is a predicted model, not a curated record. Gene Ontology annotation, molecular function: protein binding.
UACCACGGCUCUCCUUGCUGGAUUGACUUUGAAGCGUCAGCCGUGUCUGUGGUCUGGAGCGUUUGGCAUUCCAGCCGUCACUGUCUCCUUGCUGCUCCCAAGAUCUGUGCACGAAACUGGAGUUCUCUCCUGAAAGCACCUCCCGGCAAGUUUUACUAGCUAAGACCGAAUUGUCAUAAUGGCACCAAAGAAGAAAAGUACCAAAAAAAACAAAAGUGAAAAGAAUGAAUUACCAAAAAUAAGUAUUGUUGAGGAAACCACCAUUGAUAUAGACCAACUGAACCAUCUCAAUACUCUCUUCGAUAGUGGAUCAAAUGGAUUUCGAUGCACAGCCACGGAAAUCACCAAUCCCAACCAUGGUUCCAUCAUCUUGGAGGAAAUCAACAGGAUGCGCCAGGAGAGACUCCUCUCUGAUCUCACACUAUCCACAAAAAACAAAUCCUAUUACGUUCACAAAGUGGUGAUGGCAGCUUGCAGUGAUUAUUUCCGCAGUAUGCUAAAGAAAGAUCCAUCUGUCCAAUGCGUAGAUGUCAAUGAUGUGUCACCUUUGGGUUUGGCCUCUGCCAUAAGCUAUGCCUACACAGGGACACUCAGUUUGUCUCUUUACACCAUUGGAUGCACCAUUGCUACUGCCACCCAAUUCCAAAUGUAUACCUUGAUCAACAUGUGCGCUGACUUCCUUAUUCAAGAAAUUAAUGUAGAAAACUGCAUGUACAUCUCCAACAUUGCCGGAACAUAUGGGCUCAAGCAGGUUAAAGAAUCAGUGAGGAAAUUUAUCCGUGAAAAUUUCUUGGAGUUUUCGGAGAAUGAUCAAUUCAUGAAGCUGACUUAUGACCAAAUUAGUGACUUGUUGAUGGAUGAUAGCCUGCAGCUGCCCUCUGAGCUCACUGCUUUCCAAAUUGCUAUGAAGUGGUUGCAGUUUGACUCCAAGAGGGUGAAACAAGCAGCUGAUUUGCUGAGUAAUAUCAGAUUUGGAACCAUUUCAGCUCAUGAUCUGGUCAGUUAUGUUCAACCUAUCCCAUGUAUGAUGCAAGAUCCCGACUGCCAUCGACUUCUAGUUAAUGCCAUGAACUACCACCUCCUGCCUUAUCAACAGAACUUGAUGCAGUCCAGAAGAACAAAGCUGAGAGGGGGACAGAAGGUAUUGGUAACUGUGGGUGGUCGGCCAGCUUUGACUGAGAAGGCUUUGAGCAGAGAAAUCUUAUACAGAGACCCUGAAAAUGGAUGGAACAAACUUGCAGAAAUGCCAGCCAAGAGCUUCAAUCAAUGUGUAGUGGUGAUGGAUGGCUUUUUGUAUGUGGCUGGUGGUGAAGAUCAAAACGAUGCCAGAAAUCAGGCUAAACACGCUGUCAGCAAUUUAAGCAGGUAUGAUCCUCGUUUCAAUACUUGGUUUCACCUCUCCAGCAUGCUCCAGAAGCGAACCCACUUCAGCAUGUGUGCUUAUAACGGCCUCCUCUUUGCUGUGGGGGGUCGGAAUCUGGAAGGUCCUCUAACAUCCAUAGAAUGUUACGUCCCUUCCACCAAUCAGUGGCAGAUGAAGGCUCCAAUGGAGGUCUCCCGCUGCUGCCAUGCUUCUGCAGUGAAUGACGGGCAGAUCCUGGUAUCUGGUGGCUACAUUAACAAUGGCUACUCCCGCACUGUUUGCACCUACGACCCUACAACGGAUACAUGGAAAGACCGUGCCAGCCUGAGCACCCCGAGAGGCUGGCACUGUUCCAUCACCCUCGGCGAGUAUAGCUACGUGAUGGGUGGCAGUCAGCUUGGGCCGCACGGUGAGCGAGUUGACGUGUUAACGACUGAACGCUACAGUGCCUACAACGGCCAGUGGAGCUACGUGGCUCCUCUAUCGAUUGGCGUGAGCACUGCAGGUGCAACAACCCUGAACGACAGAAUCCAUCUAGUUGGAGGCUGGAAUGAAAGUACAAAAAAGUACCAGAGUUGCAUCCAAGUCUACAACCCUGAUCUGAAUGAAUGGACUGAGGAAGAUGAUCUACCCGAAGCCACUGUGGGUGUUUCUUGUUGCACCAUCAUGUUACCCAACAACAAACUUAGAGAGUCUAGAGCAAGUUCUGUGGCAUCUGCAGCAAUCAGUAUCUGAUGAGCCUCAUGUUUUAAUUACAAAAAAAAAUCUCCCCCCACAUCCCAUGCUGAGGAAUCUAAACCCUACGUUACUACACCAUUCCUGCCCCAUUCCAUGAAUAAUAUCCUAGAUCAGGCUGAAGCAGCGGGUGGUUCUGUCUUACGACCCACAAAGUUUUAUCUGUAUGGAAGAGCUCAGCAAAUCUUCUAAACCACAAUUGCGCCCCCAACACUGUGAAGUGCAGAGAUAUUUUCACUUUCCAAGCAAGUUUCAUCAAAUAUUUUUUGCGAAGGUAGUCCAAAACGCAAAGUCAUAUCUACUUAUCAAAUUGAACAAUUCACUGGCCUUGGGAGCCUCCAAGACACAAUGAAUCAUGGACAAUGACUAUCAAAAGCAUUAUCUGAUUCUAUUAUGACUUGUAUGUGGAGAACAAAAGGUUUUACUUGUGGAAUACAGACUUGGUAAAGUUGCAUCAAUAUUAACCAGCUCGAGUGAGGAAGACCCGUCAAAAAGUAAACUAAGUUUAAAAUGUAUGUUACAUCUCGAGUUCAGAAGUCAGAAAAGGAACAUCUGUAUUCUCCCUUUUUUAACAUCUCCAAGGUAGUGACUGUUUGUACGUAAAAGGUAAGGUCUUAACUUCCAAUGAGUAGUGAUGGCCGUGCCUCUCCACAAAGCUUUGCUGAACAUUUGACAAUGUUUAGGCAGCCUCACUGGGUACCGUCGAACCAGUUGGGAAGGCUUACAGGUACUGCUUCUGUUGAUCAUUUUAAAUGUAUCAAUCAAACAUCAAAAAUUAAGAUGAAAGCUCAAUGAUUUAAAGAAUGGGUUCUUUGAUUUCAAUGAUUUUAAAAAAAUGGGUCUUCCAGAAUUGAUUUUAGAAGAACAACAAUUAUUUAAAUCAGAUGCGUUACUGGCUGAUGGAAGUAAAGGUGUGAAUCUUGGGUUGCUGACUUUGAUCAGCUCUGUGAUAAUAAGGUUGUGAAAAACAGCGUUAAGAUAGAUAUAUUUGCAAUCGUUUAUGUAGUAGGAAGGGAAGGUAUGUUGUAGUAAUUCCAUUAUUUACAGAAAUUGGGAAGAUGCAGUAUAUCACCACCUGAGGCUUGAACUUUUAACUAUAAAGUUAGCAAGUAUGAACAGAAAAGUGAUUGAGAUGUUAUUGGUGUGUUCAUUUUAACACUCCCCCAAGCCCCAGAAUUGAAAGGAGUUCUCUUUCUACCUUAGUAACAUUUAUUUUUUUAAAAAGGUGUUGAAAAAUCCAUUCUGUUUCCUUGGUGCAAGCUCCAACAAUUCAGAAGGCCAAGACACAAAUCAGUACAUAGUGUUAGAAAUACUCAGUAAGUCAGGCAGAUAUGAUGUCCAAGGUCAAUAGCUCUUUUUAAGAAUUGAAAGAACUUGGUUUAAACUGCAAAGGAUGGAGAAAAGAAAGAGAACAUCUGUGAUCGGGUGGACCAAAGGUUGGUCUUGUGAUGCAUGUUUUCCAAAGCCACCAAAAUUAAUAACCAUAAUAGAGAGAAAGUAAGAAUCAUGCUGGAACUUCGAUAUACAGAACAGCCAGAAUUCACAGUUAAUGCCUUAGCUGGGUAACUUUGCAUCAGAACUGUUCUCUGAUAAACGUGAGAGGGUAGUUAUCUGAAAUUGUUGAAUUUACUGUUAAACCUCAUCAGAUGGAAUGUGUCCAGAUAAAAGGAGGGCUCCAAUUCGUUGAGCUUUCUCUGGGCUUCAUUGAAAUAGUGCAGGAGUCAAAGACUGAAAACUGAGAGUGAGAAUUAAAGUAACAGGAACUCUGAACACUUUGUCUUUAACUUCCUCCACUUUUCUAAUGAAGCCCAGCAUAAGCCUGUACCUUUUCUUUACAGGCAUGUUGCAAUCCUUGGGCUCGACACAGAGUUCAAUAUUUUAGAUAACUAGCCUUUGUUGUUUUUUUUGCUUUUAUGAGAACUGAAUACCUCUGAUGUAAGUUCACCCACCUAUAGGAUUAAAUUUGUUUUUCCCCUUCUCUCCAUAGAGCUGCUGAAUAUUUCAGCAGUCAUUGUUUCAGAUUUUCAACAAUCACUCUGCAUCUCACAAUUCCAGCAUGAAUUUUCCUCUCUUCCACCAAUGGUCCUCAUUUAUCUGUUAACUAAAUUACUUCAGCCGCACACUUGAUCACCACCCCAUCAAAAACAUUUCCUUUGUUAUCUCCAAAUUAAAGCACGUACAGAUCUCAACUUUUCAGUUCCAAAGAAGGGCUGUUGACCCAAAACCGCAAUUGUUGUUCCUCUCUUCUAACAUGGGGACUGACCUACUGAGUAUUCCCAGUACUUUGUUUUUAUUUCAGAUUUCCAUUAUUUGCAGCUUUUGAUUUUCAAAAUACAAAUAAGAAACUGGGAGAGGGACAGUCAUGUGCCUGAAAUAUUAACUCAGCCUUCCAUUGUCCAUUGAUACUGCUGGGCCCGCUGAAUGUUUUCAGCUCAUAAUUUAAACUUAUAAUAAUGAAUAAUAAUAAUAGUAAUAAUGAAUCCCAAGAACAAAACAGGAUGGGAGAUGUAAAUGGUCAUUUCCCUAAAUGAGUUCAAAUCUUCACCAAGUCUGAAGAUUUCUGCCUACAUAGAACUUUACUUUUAACUGGAUUGAAUAAAAUGGUUCGUCCAAUAGUAAUGAGGAUUGAGCUUAAGAAUUAGUCCUUGGUGGAAAUCAAAUGAAACAUAGCUGUAAUGAACGUGAAUAAAAAGGAGGGACAUUUGGUUCUUACGGUCAAACAAUCAUAGAUUGAAAAUAUCUAACCAAAUAUGUGGCAAACUAAAGACUAUCCAUCAUAUUGCAAGUUUAAGAUAAAGACUUGUGAAUUUGCUUUAAUGACGUUAUUGGUUCACAGCUAAAAUAUUACACAAAAUGCUAAACAAUUAUAGGAAGAGGAACAAAACAUAGCUCAGCCCACCAUGUUCUGUUUUAAGUACUGCAACAUCUGUCUUAAUUAAGAUGUGGUGUAAAUCCCAGCAGUGGCAAAUGCUUGAGCCUAGUCUAAUCCUCUCCCUUAAAAUGCAGAACAAAGAUAAAAAUAUGUAUUUAGUCCAGAAUUUAGGAAGAUUUUAGACAUGACAUGAAGAAAAAUAAAAGCUGACAGCAGGUACUUCAAAACAGAAUGAUAUUGGUUGGUUCAGUAUUUCCUGGGAGCUGCAAGUCAUUCAUCUACUUGUCCCUGCCACAAGUGGAUCCCCAGAGAGAACAUACUGACCUGAUACAUCCAUAAAUCCCAGAAGUACUUUGACAUUAAAAUCUUUAACAUACUAUAAAGACGAAAGUACAUUUAUUUAAAUUAGAUUUUUGAAAUAAGUUACCUAAAACCUGCUUGCCUCUCUAUUUGAAAUGAAUGGCUUCAUUGUGGAUUGUUCAGAUUUUCUAGUAUACAUAACGUCUGGGAAACUUGCAGGAGGUUUUGUCUCCACUGCCAGACUCCAUGACAAAUCCAAUGUCCCAGCACAUUCAGAGUAAGAGCAGCAAGGUCCUGUCAGAAAGUUUGGGAUUUUCAUUGUGUUAACGCAUAGUGACAUGGAAGACCUGAGCAUCCUGACGGUGUGUGGGAAAAUGGCGUAUGCCACACACAGAACUAGAAAAUUAAUUUUUUUGUUGAUUCUAGAAUUGCAUUUAACCUAACUCAGCUUGGAAUAUAAUUACAUUUCAAGUUUAGUUACAAGUAAAAAUUGUAAUUUCUGUACGGAUCUCAGAAACGUGAAGAUGGUAAAACCGUGAUGGUGGUGAAAAGCUUUAGUGUUGGUUUUAAGAAAAGGCAAGAAGCUUUAAGAAAGAUUAUAGUGCAGUUAAUGGAAUCUUGAGCAGUUUAAGGUAUUGCAUUUUUAAAUGUUGAAGUUAAUGUAAGAGAAUAAGAAAGGUCACUGAAAAAGGUUAAUGUUGACUUGCUUGUUAAUGAAAGCUAAUGUCCAGUGUUUUUUUUUAAAAACAUGGCAAUACAGUUGAUACUGUUUCUUUUGCCAAAGUUACAAACAUUUCAAAUAUCCUUGCAAUGUACAAAUAAAAUAUUAUCAAUGCUGGAAUUUGCCGGGUAUGGGUUUUACAGGAAUUAAACAGGUAGGGGGAGAAACGUUACAGAGAACUACACUAAAUCACCAGUCUAGCAUUCAACUGCAAGCUCACCUUUGAUGUACUGAGAUCCUGUCAAGGCUUGACUACAGCCUUCAAGAAUCAGGCAAGUACAGAAAAUAGAGAUGUGUAUCAAAAAGAAGUCAGCUACAUGAUAUCUCUUCAAGAAAGUUACCACUGUAAAAUGAACAUUUGAUACCAGUUGAACUAUCUUCAGCUUUUACUGCUGACAUUUUCCAAUUUUGUAUUUACUAUUGCUAGCAUAUUAACUUGGAAGGCAACAGAGGCAUUACCGAUCACGAGAGAAAAAAUGAAUACGGAACAAAUACACAAAAUAACCAGAUUGAACCCGAACAGAUUUCCUAAUUUUAGAAUAAGAUUAUUUCACCGAAAUCUUAUUUGUAUUCAAAUAGGAUAAUUAUUAAGAACCCUCACCCCUGCCAACCCUUUGCCAACACCAGCACUGAAAUUUCUCCAAUAUGAUUAAAUGGAAUGGUUUCAACCAGUCAAAUCAAGCUUCACUUGUCCAAACUUCAUUCUUCUCCAGAGGGAGUCAUUUCCAAUCUUUAGACAGUAUAACACUGGUAGACAGGCUGUGACUGAAGUUAGUAAAGGUUUUGUGAACAACAGAGAAAGUAAAAAUGGUUUGUUGAAUUUAAAAGAAAAUUGCCUUGAUCCAUUACAAAAAUGUCUGUCUCCUUGCAUAUUCACUGUCAUAAAAGGUGAUUUACUAUUUGUGUGAAUAAAAAUAUAUAAAU